Molecule: messenger RNA, 1830 nt
Organism: Dromiciops gliroides (monito del monte)
Lineage: Eukaryota; Metazoa; Chordata; Mammalia; Microbiotheria; Microbiotheriidae
Product: transmembrane protein 143-like
Exons: 5
Coding region: 1-1830 (609 amino acids)
Cellular component (GO): mitochondrion
Source: RefSeq, a predicted model, not a curated record
AUGGAAUGUGAUGUUCUGGAGAACAGGGAAAUUGGAAUUGCAGCUGAGGAUUACCUCCCCAGCAGAACUGAGUGUGGUCUUUUUGGGAGAAAGCUUUUGAUGGAACAAGUUGGGAAAAGAGUGUUAGAAGGAAACAAAGAAACAGUUGCUGAUACUGCUUGCUCCUGUUCCCAGACCUUAUACUAUUCCGGCUGUGCUCCCACAUCUCUCAGGUUCCUUUGUAGCUCCUCUUACACUAUCAUGAGAUUCUUUAACCCUCCAAAAGGCAAAGGAGAAAACAAUGUGGGGCUGACUGGAUCCAGUGAAUGUCAGUCUCCUACCAGAGUUGUGGUACAGUAUCUGGACCACUCUCUGCAGAUAAGAAGACUAAGUGAGAGGGAGAUAAAGAAGAGAUGGCUGAAGACAGAUACUUGGGCAACAUCCAUACAUCCAGGAGAGAAGGAGAAUAACGAACCAAAGAAGGAGAUAAAGACCCAUCAAAGGGUCCUGGGGCUCAACAUGCUCCGAGCAGCCCAAUUGGUCCAUGGGAUUCGAAACUGGAGCAGUAUCUGGCCGCUAAUAAGUCCCUCCCCCUCAGCAACUACUCGUUUCCUUUCCUCAUUGGCCAUGAAGAUCAGGAAAUAUAGGAAAAUGAAGAAUGUGACGGAGCCUCCUAACUGGAAACAAUUGUACCAGGAGCGCUUUAUCCCCUUGUCUAAGCACCAGCUGCUGCAGCAUCUCCAACAGGAGUUUCACUCCAGUCCUUCGGAAGAGGCUGCUCUCCGCGAGUUUGCAUUCCAAAUUGACUUCUACAUUUUCUAUCAGUAUAGACACAUGUUAACCCAGAUGCAGACGCUCUACCACUCCAUCCACAGGGAUCCAGAUAAUCUCAACCAACCUCUGCAGAAUGAUCUCCAGCGCCAGUACAAAGAACAAGAAGUUCUUGCGGCUCUGGAGCCCCUACUAGAGCAGGCCAACUUCUCCCUUCUGUCAGAGGAAAUUGUGGCUUUUUCUAUGGCUGUGCAGCACCCUCAGGACGCGGUAAAGGUGAGAGCCAACCUGGAACAGUAUGCCUUUGUUCGGUUUUGGGCCCUGGGCCAGCGCAAGGGGAUGAUCUACAACAAAGGGUUAAUGGACUUCACUAAGCUGCGACCUGUAGAAAGGAGCUAUUUUAAGCGGGUGGUGGUGGCCGCACAGAGGAAGCAGGGACACUUGGUACUCAAGAGUUUCAAGGAUGUUCCUCUGGAUUGCCUGGAGUACUUGUUGCCUGGGGUGAAGGCGCAGACGCCCAAGCUUCAGCUACUCCUGCUCAAUUCUAUGGUCAUAAUGUCGGGUCUGGUAGCUUUCAUCAAUGUGGGUAUGGAGGCAGCGUCUUAUCUCCAUAUGGCUACCUCUUUGCUCCUGCUGCUCUUUAUUGCUAUUAUGGGGCACCGGACCUUCCGGAUAUUCUCUCAGAGGCGGAAGCUCGAUACUCUGAAUCUGAUCCAUCUGCUGUAUUACCUUACCGCCUCGUCCAAUUCUGAACUAAUCGCUACUCUGGUGCUCAGGGCACAAGAAGAGCACAUCAAGGAGGUUCUGCUGGCCCACAGCUUCUUAAGAACGAGAGGUGAUGUGCCUCUAGAGGAGCGUGACCCACAGUGGCUAAAGAAAAAUGUGGAGAGCUGGCUCUUGACUCGCCUGGGCUUCCAAGUGAGCUUCAAUGGGGCCCGAGCAUUGAAUCACCACAACGUUCUUCUUGCUAACAUGGCCUUGGCACCUCUGCCCAAGUUUUUCAAUGAUCCUAACCCCAUUUGGAUCCCCCAGUGCCCCAAACCUCUGGACCCUCUUCAGAUCCAGCACUUCAGGGAAUGA